This is a messenger RNA of Prosopis cineraria, 2061 nucleotides long. Its product is annotated as lysM domain-containing GPI-anchored protein 1-like. The coding region runs from base 495 to 1769 and encodes 424 amino acids. The transcript has 5 exons. NCBI's taxonomy places the organism in Eukaryota, Viridiplantae, Streptophyta, Magnoliopsida, Fabales, Fabaceae. The record is from RefSeq and is a predicted model, not a curated record.
GGGGGAAAGAUCGGUAUUUCUUGAAAAUUCAAAGCACACGGGGGCAAACAAGACCAGCUGGGCACCAACGUCGGAAACUCUUCAUCAUGGAGAGUGUGACCGAUAGAAGGGGGCAAAGCAGCCACUCCUGAUCUUUCUGUCUAACAAUCCAAGCCCUUUUUGCUUUUUCUCUCCCAAAUUUCUACUCUCCUUCUAGCUCUUCGACGCUGGCCUGAAAAGAAAACGCAAUCAAUCCCAGACCCCUGAAGUCCUCUUCUUUGCAGGGGAGAACUCGACCCUUCCUGUUUGUACCUCUGAUAAGCUUUGCCCCUCGAAUCUUCCAUCUUUCUGGAAAUAUUCUUCGGUAGUUUUCCGUCCCGAAGGCCAAGACGUUUCCUUUGCGAGAGUAAAAACGAGCUUCGUUUAGCCUUCUUUGUCAACUUCAAAGGCAAACCCUGCGCCGGAAAUAUAUCUAUUUUCGGGUUAUCUGGGUGUUUAGCACUGACGUUGCCACGAUGCCCAAUAAAAAAUCUACCUUGCGAAGCACUAUUCUCUUGUUACUUUUGCAGGUUUUGAAUUUGAUGAAUGUCGCUCAUGUGAGGUGCAAAUCUACAAUCGAGCCCUGCUCCAACUCUGACUCCUGCAAUGCUCUGCUCGGGUAUACCCUCUACACUGACCUAAAGGUCUCUGAGGUGGCUUCUCUCUUUCAAAUUGACCCAAUUGCUCUUCUGACUGCCAAUGCCAUUGACAUUUCUUAUCCCGACGUGGAGCAUCACAUUCUUCCCUCCCGGCUCUUCCUCAAGAUCCCUAUUGCUUGUUCGUGUGUUGACGGAAUUCGCAAAUCGGUGUCGACCCACUACAAAACUCGGCCCUCUGACACUCUCUCUUCGAUUUCGGAUUCGAUAUAUGGUGGUCUGGUGUCUGCUGACCAGCUUAGGGAUGCCAAUUCGAUAAGUGACCCUUCGGUACUGGAUGCAGGUCAGAAUCUUGUCGUGCCGCUUCCAUGCACUUGCUUCAAUGGUACCGAUAACUCUUUGCCUGCAAUCUAUCUGUCGUAUGUGGUCCAGCCAAUCGAUACUUUGGCCACAAUUGCGGCGAGGUACUUUACCACUCUGACUGAUUUGAUGAAUGUCAAUGCCAUGGGAAGUUCAGCUAUCAACGACGGUGAUAUUCUCGCUAUACCGAUACCCGCUUGCGCAUCAAAUUUCCCAAAAUAUGCCUCUGAUCAUGGUUUGCUUGUCCCUAAUGGAAGCUACGCCAUCACAGCAGGUCACUGCGUGCUAUGUAGCUGUGGGCCGCGAAAUUUAAAUUUAUACUGUAUGCCUGCUUCUCUGGCUGUAUCUUGUUCCAGCAUGCAAUGUAAAAGAAGCAAUCUCAUGCUCGGAAAUGUUACAGCGCAGCAGAAUAGUGGUGGUUGCAGUGUUAGUUCUUGCAAUUAUGAUGGUUUUGCUAAUGGCACUAUAAUAACAGCAUUGUCUACAUCUCUUCAACCUCGAUGCCCAGGGCCGCAACAAUUUCCUCCACUUACAGCACCGCCUACUUCUGUUGCGAGGGAUUCAGUAUUUGCACCAGCACCAGCACCAGCACCUCUGUCAGAUGGAGCCGGUAAAUCAUCACCGAAAUCAUCAGCUGUGCCAAGGUCGUUCCCAGGGUCCCAACCUGCAAAUGGCCCUAUUAGUGGGCUUACUUCUGGUGCUUCCGGUGCUUGCUCCUUGGUGAAUCCACUACCUGCUUUGACAUCUGCGCUUGUGUUUUUGCUUGUCAAGUUGAUGAUCUCCAUGGCAUUGUAAUUUGUAAUCUCCGCAGUUUUGAGCCGAGAUGGUGGGUUUCCCCUGCCUGUCAGUUUCAAUGAUCUAUCUUUAGUUACAUUUCCUUUUCUUUGGCUGUAUUUGUACCAAACGGUCUCCAAAGUGAUUAUUAUUAAAACUCAACGAAUUUAGUGACCAAACCCUUGGUGAAUGGAAGUUGGCCUCUGUAGCCUGCAGUGUGGUCAACUUCAGAGUUCAGAGGUAUUUGCUCAUGUUGCUGCGAACUUCCUGUAUAUUUCUUUUAUUGAAAGUACACUUAAGUUCGUUUUUCUUA